Ochotona curzoniae (black-lipped pika) is the source of this 1177-nucleotide messenger RNA. It is a transcript of the gene PDCD2L, whose product is annotated as programmed cell death 2 like. NCBI's taxonomy places the organism in Eukaryota, Metazoa, Chordata, Mammalia, Lagomorpha, Ochotonidae. The record is from RefSeq and is a predicted model, not a curated record. The coding region runs from base 1 to 1095 and encodes 364 amino acids. The transcript has 7 exons. Gene Ontology annotation, cellular component: cytoplasm.
AUGGCGGCCGUCCGCAAACCUGUGCUGCUCGGCCUUCGGGAUGCUGAGGUGCGCGGCCACCCGACGGGACCCGGCGCCUGGACCGCGAGCAAGCUGGGCGGCGUGCCGGACGCCCUGCCCGCCGUGGCGGCGCCGAGGCCGGUGUGUCCGCGCUGCGGGGAGCCGCUCGCCCUGGUCGUGCAGGUGUACUGUCCGCUGGAGGGGUCCCCGUUCCAUCGGUUACUCCACGUGUUCGCCUGCGCCCGUCCAGGGUGCGGUGGCAGUGGGGCGCACAGCUGGAAGGUGUUCCGCUCCCAGUGCCUGCAGGUGCCCGAGAAGGAGGCGCAGCCCCCUCAGAAGCAGGAAAAUGGCCUUGACGCUCAGGACUGGUGUGAUGGUGCCAAUGACUGGGGAAGUGACAGCGAGGAGGUGCCUCCGUCACAGACGCCCUUGGAUUGUGGGAAUGGACCCAACAGCUCUAAAGGCGGAGACUGGACCACGCAGCUGCAACACCUCCGCUUGCAGGACGCAGCACCGGACACCAUUCAGCAAGGCCAAGGGGUGACCUUGCCCACUGUGCCGCCCCUGCAGUUCCUGCCGUACUACAUUGCAGUGGUGGAUGAAGAUGACUACAGGGACUGUGCAGGCCUGGACCAUGCCCAAAGCCUUCUGCGGGACUAUCAGCACAGAGAAGGGGUCGCCCUGGACCAGCUGUUGUCCCAAGGUCUUCCUAAUGAUGGUGAUGAGAAAUAUGAAAAGACCGUAAUGAAAAGUGGAGACCAGAUAUUUUACAGAUUCAUGAAGAGAAUUGCAGCUUGUCGGGAGCAGAUUUUGAGGUACUCUUGGAGUGGAGAGCCACUCUUCUUGAUGUGUCCCGUCUCAGACGUCACGGAGCCCCCAGCCUGCAGUCACUGCGGAGGUCCGAGGACGUUUGAGUUUCAACUGAUGCCAGCACUGGUCAGCAUGCUCCAGGCUGCUGAUUCAGGUGUGUCAGUGGAAUUCGGGACGAUUCUUGUUUAUACGUGUGAGAGGAGUUGCUGGCCUCCAAACCAUCCGACUCCCUUGGAAGAAUUUUGCAUUGUACAAGAAGACCCCGAUGAAUUAUUAUUUAAGUAGUUUUUACAAGAUGUGUUUAUAUUAAAACAUGCUAAUGUCCCCAUAUGUGAAUGGUUCCUUGGUUUUAACUCUCUCAUGGCCG